Molecule: messenger RNA, 3235 nt
Organism: Kickxella alabastrina
Lineage: Eukaryota; Fungi; Kickxellomycota; Kickxellomycetes; Kickxellales; Kickxellaceae
Exons: 1
Coding region: 153-3026 (957 amino acids)
Biological process (GO): positive regulation of transcription by RNA polymerase II
Molecular function (GO): transcription cis-regulatory region binding; metal ion binding
Source: RefSeq, a predicted model, not a curated record
AAAAAAGAAAUUGUUUCUUUGUUUAAUUCUCCACCAAAAAAACACCUAUAGAUUUACACUUUUGAAUUUAAUUAUCUUGUCUGUAUUUUAUCUACCCAUUUGUUUAUAAAUUCUAUAACUGCCGUCAUCAGUUUUACUUUGACACAAAGAAAAUGUCGGCCCCAACAGACACUCGGAGCAAGGCCUACAGCCGGCCAACCCCCGAGCUGGUGGUUCAGGCUAUCGAGGAGGCAGACUCGUGCGUGGUUCUCCUCGACACGAGCUUGUCGAAGCAGCUUGGGCUUGGAGACGCGCUAGACGAUCCUGCGAUCCAGGCCGCAACAAACAACGCAUCUUGUUUGACGGCCGAGCCCACCAAUGUCUACAGCGCACUAUCGACCUUUUGUGGAACAUUGACCAGAGCACCCAAACCGAAACUGCAGGAGGUGCUAAAGCACUUGGCGCUCUCAGGCAAACUCGCUCGGGUCUACACUAAUGAUGCAAACAUGCCGCUGCUACUCACAAGGCAGAGCGGCAAAGUGGCUGGCAGUGACGACCAGCUGACUAAAAUUGAGUCGCGGAUUGUUGCUGUUCGAGGUUGUAUUGACAAGUUUAUGUGCGCAAAGUGCAGCGCAAAGUGCCAGCUUACUCAGGCCGUUCUCUUCAAAGCAAUGUGCGGCCAGCAGGUUGCCUGCGAGGUGUGCGGCGAUCGCGGGAUGCUCGCCAAGAAGAUGGGGGAGGCCCAGAAUGGGUUGGUGCCUGACGUGUUCAGGACAGUGCCCAAUGCCCAAGUAGCGAUUGAACUGGCACAGGCUGACGCCAGCGCCGGUGUGCACCUCCUCGUGAUACUUGGGUCAGCAGAGGGCGAUUCGGAUGCGUGGUCGGCAGUGGUAUCUGCAUUAGACAGCUCUUCCCGGAACACCAUUUCCGUUGGCAGCGAUAUUGAGUCGUUUGUCCAAGAGUGGGCGCUGGAAUGUGCGGCCACGGCAGGUGUUCAAUCGCCUGGGUUGAUAUCCAGAGUUGCCGACAUGACCCUGGUUGCUUCCAGCAGCGACCCUGAGGAGAGCAGCAACGGACCGUUGCAUAAUCAGAGGAACAACGAAAAUUUGGUUUUGGGUGUGGAUAAUGCCACAUCGAGUGACAAGAACAGCAAUGGCAGGGGACCAAAGGGUUCCAAGGGACGGAACCGCGAUCGCACAAACCUCACACAUCUGCUCAACUUUUCACUCCCCGCACGAUUGCCCUUGCCACCGCAGCCUAUGCGGCCUCGGCGCCGGGCUGCUGCCGAUCCUGGUGUUGGCGGCGAGCGCCAGGCACAAAUCAACAAGACCAUUUUCAUGAACGCUAACUUUCGUUUUGUGCUAAAGCCCCAUUUCUGGACCAACUUUAUGCCAAUCACCGUGCGGCCAGACAUGCAGCUCCGGUGGGAAUGGAUUGAGCGCGUGAUCAUGCCGGUCACAGGUGAGACCGUCACUUGCCCAAUUUGUCUGUCGCCGCCGGUCGCGUCGCGAGUCACAAAAUGCGGCCACAUUUUUUGUUACGCAUGCGUCCUGCGGUAUCUGUCUUAUGUGACUGAAGACGAGCAUGAUGCCAAGAAGUGUCCCAUCUGCUGGGCUGCCAUUGCAUAUGACGACUUGCUGCCCGUUCAUUUUUGGUCGGCCCAGUACCGCACAAAUGGCAGCGACAACUCGGCGUUGCACCACGUCUCGCAUAGUGCUGCGAAACUGGCUACUGGAGCGCACAUUACCAUGCGGCUGAUGAAGCGCCUUCGUGGAACGACGGUAUGUUUGCCGAGAUCAACCUCUGCCCAGGUGUACUCUUCUGAACUGGUCAAGAACCACCAUGCAGCCAACAAGGACGAUGGCAAGUGCGGUGCAUUCGAGAGCUACAAUUUCCCGUGGACGUUUACAGAGGGCGCGUUGCCAUUUGCAAAAUUCAUGCUGGCCGGCCACGCAUACUGCAAGGACGAGUACGAGCACGAGUUGAGCGAGCUGGCGCAGGAAAAGAACGACGAGUCCAACGACUCAAAUACCAGGCUGUUUGUUGAAUCAGCUAUUAUGAGUGUCGAGAGCGCGCUGAAAUGUGCAGUCAUGCCGGUUGCCAGCGACCGGAAACUUGAAGAACGGGCUGUCAAGGAGCAAAUGACCCAACAACACUUGGCAAGCAAUGCGGAUAUGGAUGAUGCGAACGAAGACGACUUUUUGUACUUUUACCAGGCAGACGACGGCCAGCACAUCUACAUGCAUCCGCUACACAUGCGAGUGCUGGUCCACCAGUACGAGGACUACACUGCCCUGCCAGACUCUUUGCAGGUCAAGAUGCGGCAUUCGAUCGAGUCGACCAUCACGGAUGAAGUUCGGCAGCAGUUCAAGUUUUUAGAUCAUCUGUCGCUGCGCUGCGACGUGGUGUUUGUCGAGCCGGAGCUCAAGGGCAUUGUCUCUCGCGAGAGCAUUGGCAAAUUCAAGGCUCAACUGACACAUCGCGAAAAGCAGCAUGCGGCGCAUGCCAGACAUGUUGCCAUGGACGAGGCGAAGUCGGAGUUUUUGGCCGCUGCGGCUGCUGCCCAGGCAGAAAAUACAAGCAUCAGGUACCAAGAGGAAUGGUCGCGCAGUGGCCAGAAUAGGUUCGCUAAUGGCACGGGCACGCCGGUCAACUACAACCAAGGGACACCGAACGAAAAUAGCUUUCCGGCACUUGUUGAGAAUGAUGCCGACGCAGCAAUUGGUUCGGUGGUGGCAAGCGCGUCUCAACCAAAACCGCUCUGGCCUCGCCAGCCAAUGUCACAUACAGCCGUUGGUACCAGCGGCAGCCCAAUGAACGAUUAUUUUUGGGAGGAGCUUGACCGCGCUGCAGCCAGUCGCCAUGAUGACUGCGAAGAUGAAUUUGAGCAUGGUGCCCAUGACGACGACCUCGACGAUUUUUACGUUCGGGCAAAAGAUACAGGCUCGCAAUCUGGUCGACAGAAGGCCGUCGCAGUGCAACCAAAAAAGGGCAAAAAGGUGAUGACGUUGACUCUCACUGGCGGUAGCUCUCGGCGUCGUCGAUGAGUAAAGCGUGCGACGGUAGAGUGUGAAUUUAUUUGAAAGCAAGAUCUCAUAAACAAAUGAUUGAUGGCACGACAACAAUUGCCCAUACCUAGCGAAUAAUGUUUAUGGUGUUACGCAGCCUGAGGGUAUGGAGGUAGACGCUGAGGGCGAAAAUCAUGAGACGGAUUCUCGUCAGCUCACAGAUGGAUCUGAUAUGGGCCAAAUCACAG